AUGGAAAGAUAUUUUUCUCAUUUCUAUAUCAUCUCAGUGCUGUGGAAUGGCUUCCUGCUUUGGUGCCUUACUCAAUCUCUGUUCCUGGGAGCGCCUUUUCCAAACUGGCUUCACAGUUUGCUCAGAAUUCUUGGGGCUGCACAGUUCCGAGGAGGUGAGCUGGCGCUGUCUGCGUUCCUGGUGCUCGUGUUUCUGUGGCUGCACAGCUUUCGGAGACUCUUCGAGUGCUUCUACGUCAGCGUCUUCUCCAACGCCGUGAUCCACGUCGCGCAGUACUGCUUCGGACUGGCCUACUACGUCCUCGUGGGCCUCACCGUGCUGAGCCAGGUGCCGCUGGACGGCAGGAACGUCUACAUAAUAGGGAAAAAUCUACUGAUGCAGGCGCGGUGGUUCCAUAUCCUGGGCAUGUUGAUGUUCAUCUGGUCCUCUGCCCAUCAGUAUAAGUGCCACGUCAUUCUCGGCAAUCUCAGGAAAAACAAAGCAGGCGUGGUCAUUCACUGCAGCCACAGAAUCCCUUUCGGAGACUGGUUUGAAUACGUUUCUUCCCCCAACUACUUAGCAGAGCUGAUGAUCUACAUUUCCAUGGCUGUCACCUUUGGGUUCCACAACUUAACCUGGUGGCUAGUGGUGACGUAUGUCUUCUUCAGCCAAGCCCUGUCUGCUCUCCUCAGCCACAAAUUCUACAAAAGCAAAUUUGUCUCCUACCCAAGGCACAGGAGAGCUUUCCUGCCAUUUUUGUUUUAAGAUAACCUCCGUCAUGAAGAAUGCAAACCAGGUGACAGGUUCAACUCCGAAGGACAAUGAAGUCGGGAGACCAAAGUAUAGUUUCUACAGAACUGUUUGAAAGUCUCUGUUCCAUUUUUUUUACCCCAAAAGUUUUCACUGAAUGAACAAGAUACUACCCCUCAAGAAAAUGAAUCUUCAAAGUGUCUUCUAAGAAGAAACAACUUCUGGCAGAUC
This is a messenger RNA of Propithecus coquereli (Coquerel's sifaka), 960 nucleotides long. RefSeq names its product steroid 5 alpha-reductase 3 (gene SRD5A3). The record is from RefSeq and is a predicted model, not a curated record. Gene Ontology annotation, molecular function: 3-oxo-5-alpha-steroid 4-dehydrogenase activity. Gene Ontology annotation, cellular component: endoplasmic reticulum. Gene Ontology annotation, biological process: polyprenol catabolic process; dolichol-linked oligosaccharide biosynthetic process. The transcript is spliced from 5 exons. NCBI's taxonomy places the organism in Eukaryota, Metazoa, Chordata, Mammalia, Primates, Indriidae. The coding region runs from base 1 to 744 and encodes 247 amino acids.